Tripterygium wilfordii is the source of this 2326-nucleotide messenger RNA. RefSeq lists its product as uncharacterized. The coding region runs from base 454 to 2235 and encodes 593 amino acids. The transcript has a single exon. The record is from RefSeq and is a predicted model, not a curated record. NCBI's taxonomy places the organism in Eukaryota, Viridiplantae, Streptophyta, Magnoliopsida, Celastrales, Celastraceae.
UGGGAGGAUAACAUAAAUAUGCAAAGUGUGCGUGGGAUUGAUUGUAUGUCUGUAUGUAUGGUGUAAAAAAUCAUGAUGAGAGAAAUUAGGCUUCCAAUUCACCCCCCUAGGUUUAGUAGGCGGAAUCCUUUUCAGUUCAUUGGAGAAGAGAGAAGUGGGGGAGACGAUAUUAUGCUUUCAAUUCACCCCCAUAAGUUGGUACUCAGUGAAGAGAUGAAGAAUGAUGGAGAAAUUCUUUGUCGUUGGUGUUUGGAUCCAGUGAAGGAUGCUACCUACAAUUGCAACGACUGCUCUUUCUCUCUUCACGAGUCUUGUGGAGACGACCUUGCUCUAGGAAGGCAUAACCAUAGUUGAACUGACUUCAACAAAAACGAGGAUGGAUGCUAUAAUUGUUGCAUCUGUGGAGAAAUAGUGUCAGAAAGUCAUCCAAGCUAUGUAUGUGGCAAUUGCGACAUGUUUCUUCACAAGAGCUGCUCCAGCGAUUUGCCAAGUGAGAUUAAGCAUGUUUUCCAUCACAAACACCCUCUUUUUCUUCUCUCCAAUUGCGAAUGGUACGGCUCAUGUGAUAGCAAUGAUGCCUUUGUUUACUACUGCGAAUGUUGCACAUUCACCCUCGAUAUCAAGACUGCUCUCCAACGACCUUUGUGUUUACAGGAAUCGGAAAAUCACAAACAUCAAUUUAUUCCCCUUAUGAGGUCAGAAUAUUCUUCUCCCUGUGAUGCUUGUGGCCUCAAAUUAAAAAAAUUUGGGUCGUCAGGCGGAUCUUUCCUAUGCACCAUUUGUCAGAUCAUUGUUCACGACGACUGCAUCUCACUCCCACACACAAUCAAAAUAUUUCAUCAUGAUCACCCCCUCACCCAUACUUUCUUCUUUCUACUUAAAGAAGAAGACAUGCCUCCUGUUGAUCAAUUAAAUUGUCGAAUUUGCCGUACCAAGUUUGACAAGGAUUUUGGAGGUUACUAUUGUGUGGACUGCCAUUUUGUUACCCACGUGGGCUGCGCGAUUAGAAAUCAGAUUUCAACAAAUAACUCAAUCCUGAAUGCUCAAGAAGCGAUUGUUGAUUUGGUCAGGGAGAUUAAGCUGACGGAAGAUGAAUUGCCCGUACAGAUUAAGCACUUCAGUCACGAGCACAAAUUAAGUCGUAGUGAUGAAAUGGAGGAUAAAUGUUGUGAUGGCUGCAUCCGACCUAUCUCACAUCCAUUUUACAGGUGCGUGGAGUGUGGCUUUUUUCUCCACAAGACCUGUAUUGACUUGCCAAACCAAAUAAGACCUGUUUUUCAUGACCACCCCCUAACCCUUCUUCCGAGUGGGCCUGAUGACAAUGGUACUUUCCGCUGUUCUUGCUGUUAUUCGGAUUGCCAUGGCUUUGUAUAUGCUUGUGAAGAAUGCAAAAACUUCUAUGCUGAUGUUCGAUGUGCAUCAAUCCCACUAAAUAUUAGACAUCCUGGUCAUGAUCACAUACUCUCUUUCACUCGUAUACCCAGUCAUAAUAGAUAUUGCUACCCUUGCAGUUCCAAAGCUAAAUAUCUAUUUCAAUGCAAUGAGUGUCCAUUUGACAUAGAUUAUAGAUGUGCUACACUACCGUCUACAGCUAGAUAUUGGGAUCAUGAACAUCCUCUAGUACUCUGCUAUCAUACAAAUGAUGAUGGUUCUGAUGCUUAUUACUGUGAUAUUUGUGAAAAAGAGAGAGAUCCAAAGCAUUGGUACUACUAUUGUGCUCAAUGCGACUAUGCUGGUCAUCCUGAUUGUGCUCUUGGUGAGUAUCCAUAUCUCCUUCCAGGACGAUUAUACAACAUGUCAUGUCGUUUUUUCAUCCUCCGGGGAUCUGAUUUUCAGCACAACAUUAAUUUAUGUAGUGAAUGUGCAUCACUUCCGUGGAUUCCAAAAACAUUUAGUGAUCUCAAGUUACAUAAACAUCCUCUCGUCUUAGCCAACCACAAUCAUUAUGGAAACAAAGAUUGUGGUAUAUGCCAGAAAAUAAUAUUUUGCAUCUGGUUUUGUUGUGGAAAAUGUGAUUUCGUUGCUCAUUUUGAAUGUGUUUUGCGAGACGACUUCCAUGUUCAACCUCGCCAAAUGACUCUUAGCAUUGUCAAAAGAACAAGUUGGGGGUGUCUUCCAUGUAUGGUGUGCGAUGAGGAUUGCAGAGAUGGGUGCCUCCAGUGUCCUAAGGGCGAAUGCAGCUUUUGCCUUCAUUUCGAUUGUGCACGUUUUAUUGAAGAUUAUUCGUACAACUGAUGCUAUAGUAUACCUUUCAAAUUAAUAAGGGUUAAUUGGUGAUGGCCUAGUUUUUCCCCUUCUAUAACAAUGUACUCGCAGAUGUGAUCUA